Molecule: messenger RNA, 1659 nt
Organism: Caenorhabditis briggsae
Lineage: Eukaryota; Metazoa; Nematoda; Chromadorea; Rhabditida; Rhabditidae
Exons: 8
Coding region: 1-1659 (552 amino acids)
Source: RefSeq, a predicted model, not a curated record
AUGAUCACUCCAGAUUUAAGUGAUUUUUUGGAGCACGAAGAGAAAGAAAGCAUUUUGAGGGCAAUCUCAGCAAGUGAUAAAAUUCUAUCGUCUGGAAUUUGCCAAUAUCUAACUGUUGAAAAGGGAGAAUGGGUCAAGCCUAAAACAGGAGCAGCGGUUGCUUUGUUUGUCAAGAAUAGUUCAGAACGAUAUUAUCGAAUAGUUGUGAUUGAACCAUCAUCUCAACGAGAUUGGGAGCCAGCUGUGCAAUUCGAUUUCAUAAUAAGAGAUAAAAAGUUUGAAACAAUUCAAGUCCAUGCGAAACUUCUUGUCUUCGAAAAUGAUAAAGAUAACGAAAUCGGUCUUCAUUUUUACGAUUCCAAGGAAUGCGAAAACUUCCAUAAUAGUAUUUGUAGGCGACACAGUGCUAAAACGGAAAACCUCGGAAAACCUUCAUUGUCUGAAAAGAAAGAGAAGAAAAAGGAGAAGAAAAAAAGGACUUUUCCACUUAUCCAUAGUUUGUUUCACUCGAAAGUAUCUAAAAAAGUUAUAGAAAUCGGAGAACCAACUGAUUUUCGACAUGUUGAUGGAAUCAAGUUAACUGAUGGACAAGAAGACUUGUAUAUGCAAGUGAUGAGCAAGCUAAAAACUGAAACUCCGGAAGAAGAAGAGACUGUAGUUGCUUCAUCAUUCUCAUCAACUUCUGCAACACAUCGUUCUUCUUCUUCUGUAACUGUGACGACGUCUUCUCUCAAACAUAGUCAGACUGUGACUGCCAAAAGUACUGAUUGGGAAACUCCCAGAAAAGAUACAUAUGGAGUUAUAAACAAAAGAGAACCUCAGAAUAUAUAUCGAUUUGAGCGAAGUGAGCAAGGAAAUGAACUUGAGCAGAAAGUUAAGGAGAGACCGCCAGAGUUACCAAGCAGGAGUACUUCGAGGCACAUUGAUCCAUCUUCUCCAUUCAUUCCAUCUCAUCGUGGAUCGUAUCGUUGGGCAACUCAACCGGAUACUAUUCCAAAAUCACCGCCUCCAGUUGCACAGAACUCUCAUCAAGUGGAUGAAUUCGCGGAAAUGAAACUCUCCACGGGCGCUCCAAAUCGUACUGCCCCACCUCCUCCACCAGCGAAUCCACCUUCUCUGAAGACAAUACAAUACAAGACGCCAGUUACUUCCUCCACAACACGAAGAGAGCCUAGUCCUUCAAUAAAAGUAUCCACAAAAUCAGCUCCUCCACCACCAUCUCCUUCUGUCAAAUCGUCGUCACCGUUGCCACCAGUUUCCACUAAAGCUCCACCCCCACCACCUCCGCCACCACUUCCACCGAUUGCCACACCAUCUACAGUACCUCCUCCUCCCCCACCACCACCACUUUCAUCAGUUAUGAAUCCAAGUAAUGACGAUGAAGAAGAUGAUCCUGGUUCUCCACCUGUUCGCUUAUCAACUGUUCCUGAAUCCUCUACUGAUCGAAGAAGUUUAAUGGAUCAAAUCCGAUCAACAGACCGUUCAAAAGUACUUCGAAAAGUUAGCGAAACACCGGAUUCGCGACAAUCCGUUGUUUCACCAACGUCUGGAACUAUUGUGGAUCAGAUUCAAAGCUUCCUAGAUGCAAGGAGAGCAGGAAUCAAUCCAAGUGACUCAGAAGGCUCAGAUGAUGACGAUGACGAAGAAUGGAGUGACUAG